CCCCUGGGCAGUGAGUGACAGCCAGUGCACAUGGCUGGGGACAUCGGGAUGGCCGGGAAGGUGGCGCUGCUCCUGUGGGCCCAGACCCUCGGCCUCGCUGGUGCCCAGACCACCCAGCUCCUGGUGGAGCCCCCCUGGAGGCCGGCGGUGCUGUGGGACCGGGUGACACUGACCUGCCAGGGCUCCGGUGCCACCACCUGGUACAAGGAUGGGAAGCGCUGGGGGCAGAAGGGACCUGACCACAUCACUGUCACCGAGAAAGGCACCUACACGUGUGACAGACCCGACACCGGGCUCAGCCCCCCUGUGAAAGUCUCAAACGACUGGCUGGUGCUGCAGGUGCCGGUGCGGGCACUGCUGGAGGGGGACACGGUGACACUGCGCUGCCGGGGCUGGCAGAACCACACGGUCACCUCGGUGUCCUUCUACCGAGAGGGGACAGAACUGAGGGGGCUCCCCGAUGGCACAGAGCUGUCCCUGUCCCCUCUGCAGCUGAACCACAGCGGCCGCUACAGCUGCAAGGGCUGGGUGGAAUCCUGGGCGUGGAAGGAGUCAGCGCCGGUGACAGUGACAGUGCACGAGCUCUUCUCGGUGCCAGUGCUGGUGCUGGAGGGUCCCCCCGAGAUCACCGAGGGGUCCCCCCUGACUCUCAGCUGCCGCAGCACCCCCAGCCCCCUGCGGCCCCCAGCCCCCCUCCUGUACCUGUUCUAUCAGGACGGGCGGGUGCUGGGGGGCCCGCAGGGGUCCCCGCAGCUGCUGCUGCCCGCCGUGGGGGUCUCCCACUCGGGGAAUUACAGCUGUGAGGCGCAGUCCCAGGGUGGGACCGUGCGGAAGAGCAGCGCCCGGCUCCGCGUCACGGUGACCGUGCACAUGCCCGUGGCCAAUGCCACCAUCACCCCCGGUCCCCUGGCACACCAGGUGCACACAGGUGACAACGUGACCCUGCGCUGCUCAGUGCAGGUGGGCUCAGCCCCUGUCACCUUCACCUGGCUGCACAACGGGCACGAGGUGGCCCGGGGUCCCCUCCUGGAGCUCAGGGACAUCGAUGUGGGACAUUCGGGCACCUACCAGUGCGUGGCCACCAACCAGCUGGGACAGGACGGGCACCGCGUGUUCCGGGCAUUCAGCCCUGAGCUGGCACUGGAGGUGACACCUGGCUCACCCUGGGUCACAGGUGGGGUCACUCAGGUGGCCGCAGGGGUCAGUGGGGCCCUUUUGUUCCUGCUCCUGCUCGUGGGUGCCAUUGUGGCCUGGCACCGGUGGCACCGUGUGGGUGGGGCCCCCCCGGAUCCCCCGGCCCCCCCAGAGGAGGGGGAGGUGCUGUACACCCACGUCGUGGUCACCAAGAGGGCAGAGGCGUCCCCCGGUGCCACCACCCUCCAGGAUCCCCAGGUGACCUACGCGGAGCUGAGGGGACACCAGGGGCGAUCGCAGGAACCCGGUGACAUCUACGGGAAUGUGCUGUGAGACUGGGGGGAACUGGGGGGCACUGAGGGUCCCCACCCAUGGGCACCCACUCGUGUGUGUGCUGCCACUAAAAAAUUGCUCCUCAACCUCCUUGUGGAGGCACAAAGAUCCCAAAGGGCUGAGAGAAGAACAAUUUCCUGAAACAGCAAUGAGAGAGAAUA
Zonotrichia leucophrys gambelii is the source of this 1628-nucleotide messenger RNA. Its product is annotated as high affinity immunoglobulin gamma Fc receptor I-like. Bases 31 to 1467 code for a protein of 478 amino acids. Gene Ontology annotation, biological process: cell surface receptor signaling pathway. NCBI's taxonomy places the organism in Eukaryota, Metazoa, Chordata, Aves, Passeriformes, Passerellidae. The record is from RefSeq and is a predicted model, not a curated record. Gene Ontology annotation, cellular component: plasma membrane. The transcript has 9 exons. Gene Ontology annotation, molecular function: transmembrane signaling receptor activity.